Molecule: messenger RNA, 651 nt
Organism: Argiope bruennichi
Lineage: Eukaryota; Metazoa; Arthropoda; Arachnida; Araneae; Araneidae
Exons: 1
Coding region: 1-651 (216 amino acids)
Source: RefSeq, a predicted model, not a curated record
AUGUUAUUCAAGGGAACGAAGAAAGAAUAUGUGAGGAAACAUUACGUCAAAACUCAUACCAGAACGGAUAGCGGUCGUUAUGUGGUUAAAAUGCCAAUGAGAGAAAAAAGUAAUUCUCAGUUAGGCGAAUCGAAAGACAUCGCUCUUCGGAGAUUAAAUUGGUUAUAUAAACGAUUAAAAAAAGAACCAAUUAUGUGGGAACUAUAUAAAAUUUUCAUAGAUGAAUAUCAAAGCUUGGGUCACAUGUCGGAAGUAAUCGACUGUGAAGAGCCUGAUAUUACAUACUGCAUUCCUCAUGAAGGUGUAUACCGCCCACAGAAUAACUCAACUCCUCUCCGUGUUGUCUUUAAUGCCUCACAAGCCACUACAACUGGAUAUUCUUUGAACUCUCUACUAUUGAACGGUGGAAUUGUUCAAGAAGAACUGUUUUCAAAUUUGUGUCGUUUUCGAACCCAUCGCUUUGCAUUUAUAGCGGACGUUAAAAAAAUGUAUAGGCAAAUUUUAGUUGAGGAAUCACAGCAAGAUCUUUUGAGAAUUUUAUGGAAAAAUAGUGACGAUGAUCCUAUCAAAAUUACAGCAGAAAACCUUGACAUAUGGCACAAGUUGCGAGCCAUUUUUAGCAACACGAACCUUGAAACAAUUGAUCAUUGA